CUCCCAGCAACAAUAGCUUAAACAUCUUUAUAAUAUUAGCACCCAAAUUAGCACUUGGGCAUACUGUCAUUUCCGCAUCUUGUAAAAUGAAAUGACCGAUCAGCUGAUGAGAGGCAAUUUCGAAAGAUUGAAAAGAAGUAUUAUGGGUAAAAAACGAAGUCUACAACUGGCAUCGGGUCGCUUGAAAGUAGAAGUGAAGCAUGAGAUUGGUGACAACGAUGUACUGGUAGCACGAGAUAGGCUGAAGGGAGCUCUAAGAGAACUUUUGCACCACAGUGACUCCGGAUCCUCAGCUGAUUCGAGCGAAGAAAAUACCACACAAGAGUAUAAACAACAAAUUAAAAAACUAGAAUCCAUGACCCCGGCAAAAACUAUGAGAUUUCAACAGGCUAAGAGAAUGAGACGUCGACGCCAGAUACCAAUGGAUACAUCCUUUAAUCAUACUUAUGUCAUGAAACUCUUCGAUCGCAGCGUAGACCUUGCACAAUUCCGCGAAGAUACACCGUUGUAUCCUAUAUGCCGCGCUUGGAUGGCAAAUCAACCACGAAAUCCUAAUCUUGUACCAAAAGUGCGCAGUCCAAGUCCUGAGAUUUUAAAUGAAACAAGUACUAAUGUUAAUCUAUUUGACUCGGAUAAUGAACUGCAGGACGUUUACAAGCUGCCAGCCCCUCUGUUAAGAGAAGAAGCAUGGCCAAGACAUCGAGUUCCGUCGCCCAUAAUCUUGCCCAAAGAGGAACUCAACUUGGAAUAUGAGGGACAAAAUUUACGUACACGCGAGGCACUGAUGAGAGACCACGUCCGCCACUGGACGGAAGUAAGAAAAAAAUGGCACCAACAGGCUCACAAAAAUGAGCAGCGAUUCGAACAAAGUGCAAAUAUCUUGGGAGCUAUGUACCGCAGGGCUCAGACGGAAUUUGAAUAGUGUAUCGACAACGAUUAUAUUAGCUUUCAUAUUUAUAUUUUACAAUAAUUAUAUUUCAGACUCUUUACAAUUCUUUUUUUCCUGAUAUCGGCUCACUAUGAAAAUCAUUGCAAUCAUGUAAAAUUGAAAUAUUCAAUGUAUACAACACUUCAUCUUUAUUACAUAUAUUUUUUUUCUUUCUUUCUUUAUUUUUAUUAUUAUUAUCUUUAACUUUUAUUUUAUCCCUUAGCAAUCUAGUGGAGAGUUUUGAUUUAAUAUGAAUUAAGUAUUCAGUCUGUAUCUGUAUGUAUGGAAGUGUAUGAACAAAUAAUAAAAUCGUACGUCUUGAAGUUAAUGUUUAUACAUUACAAAGGCAUUUAACAAA
Athalia rosae (coleseed sawfly) is the source of this 1286-nucleotide messenger RNA. It is a transcript of the gene mip40, whose product is annotated as protein lin-37 homolog. The coding region runs from base 92 to 922 and encodes 276 amino acids. The record is from RefSeq and is a predicted model, not a curated record. Gene Ontology annotation, cellular component: transcription repressor complex; Myb complex. The transcript is spliced from 7 exons. Gene Ontology annotation, biological process: negative regulation of transcription by RNA polymerase II. Lineage: Eukaryota; Metazoa; Arthropoda; Insecta; Hymenoptera; Athaliidae.